This is a messenger RNA of Fusarium venenatum, 2466 nucleotides long. RefSeq lists its product as uncharacterized. Lineage: Eukaryota; Fungi; Ascomycota; Sordariomycetes; Hypocreales; Nectriaceae. Gene Ontology annotation, biological process: DNA-templated transcription; regulation of DNA-templated transcription. Gene Ontology annotation, molecular function: DNA-binding transcription factor activity, RNA polymerase II-specific; zinc ion binding; DNA binding. The record is from RefSeq and is a predicted model, not a curated record.
AUGGAACCGGCCAAACCCACAAGAAAAAGAGUCUCCCGGGCUUGCAACCUCUGUCGCGCGCGCAAAGUACGCUGUAUUAUCGAGGAUCCUUCUGGUCCUUGUGUCAAUUGUAGACACAACGACAAGGUCUGUACGUUUAAACGACGACAUGGAAUAAUAUCAACAACUCCUCAAUUGCGACCGAACGGACCUGUACCUCCCCGACCAACCCAGGAUACCGAGAAGCCCGAUGAACCCUCAUUCCAACAACCUCUACCCAUUACACCGACGACGACGGCGACAACGAUACCACCUCCCGCAUCGAUCGCAUCUUCUUCAUCUUUUCCCGAAUCAUCCAUUUCCCAAAAUGUCGCUCCUUUGUCAGGCCCGCCAUGUCAUCCCGAUUACGCUUUCCUUCAGGUCCCCGACACCAAAGACGUCUUCCCUCAAGACCUCGCAUUUCUUGUCAGCCAGGGCUGUUUUAUUGUCCCGCAACGAGCUGCCCUGGAUGACUUUUUAAGGCAGUAUUUUUUACAUGUACAUCCGAUGCUUCCGAUAUUGAACGAGAAGGACUUUUGGCUUUCGUAUAAUUCGGUGGAUGGGGAUGUGGAAUAUGAGAUGCCUAUGCUGGUCUUGCAAGGUGUACUGUUUAUUUCUUCUGGAUUUGUGUCUGCCGAAACAAUUAAAAUGCUGGGCUUCCCAGAUGUCCAUCAAGCCAAACUCGCAUUUUACCGACGAGCAAAGCUCCUCUACGACUUCAGCUGCGAAAAGUCUUGCAUCGCUAUAGCCCAAGCAUCCCUUCUUCUCGCCCACACUCACCUCAUCCCGCGCUGCAUCGCAGGCAACAAACCCUUGGGCUCAAUCUGGCUCGGCAUCGCCAUAUCCUACGCCCGCGUCGCCAAAGCCCACUGCUACUCAUCCCUCCGCCCGAGCCGUGACACAGAAGUCGCAAAGGUGCAAAAAGCCCGCAAUACCCUUAAACGACUCUGGUGGUGUUGCAUCAUCUGCGACAGAUUACUUCCACUCACUUCGAGGCAAAAUAUAAAAAUUACACCCGCCAAUUUUAGUUUCUCGGGGUGUUCAGUGCUUGGAAGCGCGGAUCUUUGCGAUGAGCUGUAUAACUCUGAUGUUUACGAUUCUACCACGAAAACACUCCAUGCGGAGCUUUUGGCAAAGUUGGUGGAUCUUUGCGUUGUGUUGACAGACGUUUUGUCGGUUGUUUCUGUUCUUUACAAUAAUCCGUCAUGGAUGCUUUCGGGAAGGAUGGAGGUGGCUAAGGAUGCGAGUCUGUGUCAGAUUGAGUUGAAGAGGUGGUAUAACGCGUGGACCGAGACUAAAGCAACUCUUGAGGAGAGAAUGACGGAAGAUGGGUCACAGACCGAGUCUAUUAUUCUGUUCAAGAAUCUCAUCGAGAUGUAUUAUCACUCUGCUCGGUUAUCGGUCUGCCACUACAAUAUCCUCCGAUCCAGUCUAUUGCCACCAUCUCAAUCAGAAGGUCAACUCCGGCGACAGAGUGAAGAUCUUCAAGGUUCGGCAUCACGCGUGACAGAAUGUCUCCUCGAAUUUGACCGUCUGGGCUUGUCUCGAUGGCUUCCCAUGACAGCCAUCGGAUGCACGGCUUUUCCUCUAGCCCUUCAAAUGAUCGACGUCGAACUUCUCCGUCCCAAGCAAAAGUCCAUAGCCCAAGAAGGUGGCACACUGACGCGAAAACAACAACACGUCGACAAUCUUGUGAAGCAGAUGAAGAGCUACAAGAACAAGUAUUACAUCACAGACUGGGUCAUGCGCGCUAUUCGUCAUGUUGUUGAGCUCGCCCAACAAAGAUCACCUGCACCGUUCAGUACAGAGGAAGAUUCAUCACCGAGUAGUUAUCUCGACAUGUUGAAGAACAAGCCAAGUUAUUACUUGAGGCUUGUUAUGACCCUUGAUAUGAGCAUCAGCAAUGGACGACUACCAGAUGAGUGCGACUUUCCACCGUCAUUGAGAAAAGCUGGUCGUGCUUUUACGAGAUCACAGCCAACUUCCAUGUUAACGAUGGACGACGAGUCGAGCAAACGCUUUUCCGCAAUGAACAAGGAUCUCAUACCAGAUAACCUCGCAACUCAAAGCGGUAUCGUAUCGACCGAUUUGCAAGACCAUGUCCAGGCUCAAGAUGCUAUUACGAUAGACCAGGAAUCGUUCUUCAACAACAAACAGUCGUUCCCUGUUGACCUGACAGCUGCGUUGUGUGAAAUUACGAAUAUUGCACCGUUGGAUUUUAGUGAUAUGCCGUUGUUGGACUCGUCACACUUCAAUGACCCUGGUGGUUUGCCUUUCUGGCCUUAUGAGUUGCUUGGUUCCCCACCGGAUAAUAUGGGACAGGCGGGGGAUGUGAGAAUGGAAGACAUCUUUUCUGGAAUUAUGGAAGUUGGGAAUGGAGAGCAGGAAUUUGAAGAUGUUACUGUACAGAAUGGUGGGCCGGUUGCGUUGUCCGUGGACUCUUUUUAA